UAGGACGAAAACUAUUCGAAUGGCGUGUCGGGUUUUCCCAUCGUUUUCAGAGGUGUUGAGAUGGCUAUUCUCGCGCUAAUCUCUCAUGUUUUCUCCUAUUAAGCAAACGAACAUAUAAUAUGCCCCUUCCGUCAACUACUGACCCACUAAAUUAAGUAAAAUCAACUACGUCUAUGUAUUCGUCAAUUUAUUGCUGAAACAUUUUCCAAACAAGUGAUACGAGAGUGUAAACACAAUGCGUAGCACGGCAGUCAAGCUAAGUGAAACUAUAAUUUUCUGACUGUUCUCGGAAAUGUUUCCUCCGCGCGUUAGCGUUUUUGGUAGCUACGUGAUGAGUUGCAUCUGUCCUUGUGCGAGGAGACAUGUAAACAAUGCUAGGCCUCAAAUAGAUCUGCUGAAGACAUAGAAUGUGAUUGGAAUGGAAACUGGGAGACUGAGUCCCUGAUUGGCCGAAGGACUGGGCAGAAGGAAAUACCAAACGAAUCGAUCCUGUCUCGAAUGAUGCAGGCAGAGGAUAGGAAGAAAAUAAAACUGAGUGUGAGUUCCAGCAAAGGCGUGGUGGAGGAAUAUUGUCUGAGAGAGCGACCAAAAGAGGACGCAGCAAAAAUGAAGAACAAAGUGACCAGCACACAAGCAGUGAUUGGUAAGAAGAAGGCCUGGUCGUGGGAACAGUACCUGGGAGAGGAGAAGGCCAUAGCAGUUCCCCUCAGACUGUUCACUGAGGCCCAGUCGUUCCCCUCGAGCAGAAGUGGCUUCAAGGCUGGGAUGAGGCUGGAGGGGAUCGACCCUCUCCACCCCUCCAUGUUCUGUGUCCUGUCUGUGGCAGAGGUGAUUGGCUACCGAUUGCGGCUCCACAUCGACGGCUACUCUGAAUGCUAUGACUUCUGGUUAAACGCCGACUCUGCCGACAUCAGGCCAGCCGGAUGGUGCGAGUCGACAGGACACAAGCUCCACCCACCAAAAGGCUACAACGAAGUCGAGUUUAACUGGGAUAAAUACCAAGAGUCUUGUAACGCUCCAGCUGCACCACAGAAUCUGUUUGAAUCUCAUAACAGUACCACGAGCACCUCUAAGUUUCAGGUGGGCAUGAAACUGGAGGCAGUGGACAGGAAGAACCCGUGCCUGGUGUGUGUGGCCUCGGUGGCCGACAUCGUGGACAAUCGCUUCCUGGUUCACUUUGACAACUGGGACGACACCUAUGACUACUGGUGUGAUGCCAGCAGCCCUCACAUCCACCCAGUGGGCUGGUGCCAGGACCACGGACGACCUCUCACUGCACCUCAGGGACACCCCAAUCCAGAACAUUUCCUGUGGGAGGAGUACUUAGAAGACAAUGGUUCCACGGCAGUUCCAAGCCAGGCUUUCUGUAUGAGAGCUCCUCACAGUUUCCCGGUGAACAUGAAGCUGGAGACGGUGGACAGGAGGAACCCCAUGCUGGUCCGUGUGGCCACCGUCUCAGACACUGAAGACUACAGGGUCAAGAUCCAUUUUGAUGGCUGGCAUGAGAAGUUUGACUUCUGGGUGGACUCUGACCUGCCGGACCUUCACCCUGUGGGCUGGUGUGCCCGGACAGGUCACCCCCUGGAACCCCCCCCCUCACAUGCAGGAUCUUCUGACCUUAAGAGCUCCGUGACCCAGGGAGUGUGUCCCACCCCGGGCUGCAGGGGCGUGGGCCACAUCAAAGGGGCCAAAUACACAGGACACCACAGUGCCUUUGGCUGUCCCUACUCUGACAUCAACAUGAAGAAGGAGGCCGUGCUGCCCGACCGUCUGGGCGGCGAGAAGCAAAUCACCUUUGUCCCUGUGCACUUUGUCCAGAAGACCAAGAGGCUGUGCACCGCCGAUGAUCAGGAGGAAGCCACGCCACCCCAGGAUGUUCCCAUGGAGAACAGGGUAAUGCUGUCGGGGUACGAGGGGGCUUCUCGCCUCAGAGGUCGCCCCCCAGCCAACCCCCUGGUGAAGAGAGAGCCCAGGGAGGAACCAGCCACGGCUCAGGGACAGAAACUGCUUUCUCUGGGGAAGAGAGGCCGGCUACCCAGCAGACUCACAACUAAAUAUCUGCGAGUCAAAGAAGAGGACGAAGAGAUUGACUUGAAUAGCAUGAUCGAAGAGAGCAGUCUGGAUAGCCUGCAGCAGGCCCUCCACCAGUCUGUGUUCCUGUCGGCCAUGUCGGCUCAACCCGGACGGGACCUACCCCUGUGCUGGGAGCAGCACUGCAAGCUGCUGCCUGGGGUGGCCGGAUUGCAGGCCAGCUGCGUGGCCCACUGGACCGUGGAUGAGGUGGCUGACUUCAUCCACUCUCUCCCCGGCUGCGAUGAACAAGCCAAUCAGUUCAAAGGGGAGCAAAUCGACGGGAAGGCCUUGUUGCUGCUGACCCAGCGCGACAUCGUCAAGAUCAUGAGUGUAAAACUCGGCCCUGCCCUCAAGAUCUACAACUCUAUCUUAAUGUUCAAGCACGCUGAGGACAACCAAUCGGCAGCCGGCGACGCCAACACAUGAAGCAUCGGAAGCCACACCCACCAGACCCAUCUUAUGUGUCUGUCAAACACAUAGGUUCCUGCUCCUUCUCUUUGGCCUACAGGCACUUGAGUUCAAGGACUUAAACUAAAGCCGAUACAUGAUCUGUCCAGACCUAUGGACUUUCAGGUUACUGUGUGUGUGUGUGUGUGUGUGUGUGUGUGUGUGUGUGUGUGUCUUGGACACAGCCUCAAUCUGCCUUUAAUACUCAAACGUAGGUGUCAUGAAGGUUAACUCAACAAAACCCGCAUUUCCAGAUAUACAGCACAGUUUUCUAUGUCUUUUACGCUGUAACUUCUCCCUUCUUUACUUUCCCUUACAGAUGUGACAAUCACCACCAACAGUAUAAAGCCAUGACAAACCUGUGCUUUUUCUGGGUCAUCACGGUGCUACGUGUAUUCCGAAUACAAACAGUCUACAUCACAGUACGGGAGUUGACCUCUGGUACCAGUUUACGAUCUCUGUCUACCGACUCAAACUGAGAUGCAUACUGUAAACGUGUCUGCCAUUUUGAUUCUAUUUUGUAUGAAUGUUAAUUAUGAUAUGUUACAGUACUUGUAUGGACUCACCUAUAUUUAUUGUGAAAAAUAUCUAGGUGUUUGCAUAGUUGAAGGAAAUUAAUAUAUUAUAUAUGAGCAAAUUGUUUUUGAAAAUAUCAAAAGGGUUUUUGUUUUAAAUUCAGAAUUUAUUUAAUUUGAUAAUAUUAUUUAAUUUGCAUAUUAGAAGAAUGAAAAAUAAUUUACGUUUAAGGAAAAUGUAAAACCAUGGGAUAGUUUUGAGCUGAAGAUAAUCUAAAUAAGUAUAAUUUCUGUUAUUAUAAUGUUUUAUUAGUUGAGAUAUCUUAGACUUACUUUUUGUGGAAACUGUAACUCUAGAGUCAGUUAACAUGUAUGUUUGUCUUUAUGAACUCUUUGCUCCAUUCGGAUAGACCAGGACCAAUAUUGUCUGUUUAGUUUUUACAUUUUACCAUUGGGGGUAAGUUCUCUCACAGUCACAAUAGGUUGAAGGUGUUUUCUUAUUAUUGAAGAACAGCAUACUUGCUCUUCUGCACAAUUUAAGAGUUUAAUCUUAUAUUUUGCUAUAACUUGGAAUUUAAGCUAUAUACUGAAACAAAUGCUCUAUCAUUUGCUCUCUAGUCUUCAUAUACAUGUUGCUACUAAAAUGCAACCAAACUCCAUUGAAACUUCAGGAAUGUGAAGAAACUUUUCACUGUACUUUCUGCUAUUUUUUUUUUCCUUAUAGGGACUUUCUCUCUAUCCCAAAAUGUUGAGCAUACAGAAAGGUAUAUUUUAUUCUGAUGCUGCUUGUCUUUCUUACUGCUUUAAUGUGUCAGACUGCUGUUUUAGUGCAUGGAAAAUACCGCUUAAUUUUGGUACAACCUCCAAUAUGGAGGUAGAUAUCCACCGAAACAUAUUUAGGAGACUCACAAUCUAUUUGGGGUGAUAUCUACCUUCAUUUAUCGCUCCCUUAUCUAUGAAAAUGACAACUAAUUUAACCGUGAAUAUAUGGGCUGUACAUAUUUGUAAACCCUGUUUCUUACACGGAAUUAACACUUUGUACAACUCGAUGGAUUCAUAUUACGUGAUUUCACAACCCAAAUAAACAGUGCAAAGGCC
Oncorhynchus mykiss (rainbow trout) is the source of this 4133-nucleotide messenger RNA. Lineage: Eukaryota; Metazoa; Chordata; Actinopteri; Salmoniformes; Salmonidae. The record is from RefSeq and is a predicted model, not a curated record.